This is a messenger RNA of Exophiala mesophila, 2170 nucleotides long. RefSeq lists its product as uncharacterized. The transcript has a single exon. The coding region runs from base 409 to 1989 and encodes 526 amino acids. The record is from RefSeq and is a predicted model, not a curated record. NCBI's taxonomy places the organism in Eukaryota, Fungi, Ascomycota, Eurotiomycetes, Chaetothyriales, Herpotrichiellaceae. Gene Ontology annotation, molecular function: hydrolase activity.
CCCAUGACAACCUUGACUCGAUCGAUGGGGAACCAUUUCGAGAGGCUAGACUAAAAUAGGAGAAUCACUUUUGUGUGCAUCUUCCUGAUUGAUUGCCUUUGAAGGACGGACUGGGUCAGCCGUUUGUCAUCAGUUACAGGUGGUCCCAUCGUGUUGGACCACCUGGCAUCGGAAUAUUGAACAUCACCGAGAACAACGACGACAAUACGAGGUUAUGACGAUUGAUGGUUUCGAGUUGACAUCACAAGACAACAAUCGAUUCUUUUCUUCUUCGCCGAAUACUCUUUUGGGAUGCUCUUGAGCUCUCUUUGUCCUGAUCCAAGCACCUGCAUAGCAUUUGUCACGGCCAGCUCUGCUAACUACGCUUGAGCAUCAUUACAUCACCACUGUCUCUUCAGCGAUACCAUCAUGCCUGAGGUCUUUUCUCAUCCGUUCGGUAUCUCGUGGCGCAAGGCGCUAGUGUCGAUUCCUCGAGCGGUGCCCAACUUUGUGCUACACUUUACGAAUCCUCAAGGCCCACAGCCAAUGGUCUUCAACCUCCCGUCGCGGAAGGACCACUUGAUCCCCGUGUACGUCUUUAUACCACCAAAACACGCUCCCGGGAGACUGGUUAAGCCAGGUGCACAUCUCAAGUCAGCACUGCGCAAGGAAAAUCACGAAGAUGAAGACCCAGGGUUUCCGGUGCUCGUAGACUUCCAUGGAGGAGGGUUCAUCCUAGGCUCGUGCCAGGAGCAAACUCCAUUUUGCGCACAAAUGUGUCGAGAGCUCAACUGUGUGGUCAUCAGCGUCGACUACCGCCUGGGCCCCUACGCCAAAUACCCGGCAGCCAACUUCGACGCGGAGGAUGUCGUCAACGCUGUCAUCGAUCCAGAACGAUAUGCGUACCGGGUGCUGCGCGACAGCAUCAACUCAAGUCUCGAGAAAGCGGGCCGGUCACCCAUUGCGCUAGACUCGACGCGCAUCGCAUUUUCAGGCUUCAGCUCCGGCGGCAACCUGGCCCUCAACCUGGUACUGAGUACCAAGGACGACCCUACCUUGCAUGGCGACUGGCCUAGCCCCGUACCUUGGUCUCACGAGCGCGAGAUCCCCUGUCUACUCUUCUACCCGAGCCUUGACUGUCGUUUAUUGCCACACGAGCGACCACGUCCCGAGGGACUCGAUCCACCAUCUGGCUUUGUUGAGCGCUGGAAGAUUGAAAAGGAACUAAUGCCCACGUAUCUGCCCGUGGCUCGCAGGGGAGAUCCUCGUGCCAGCCCGGGUCUCGCAGACAUCACACCGGCCGACGAGGCCGACCGGACGGAAUACGGUCUGCACCCCAAAGCAAAGAUGUUCCUAGUCCUCCCCCAAUUCGAUUCUCUCAACGAGCAGAGCCUAGUCUGGAUCGACAAGGUGCGCGACCAAAACCGCGGCGGCGACUUACUCGUCGAAGAAGUCCAGGGUGUCGUCCAUGGCUGGACCCAGUUCCCGGAUGCCUGGCUGGAAGAAGGUCACCGUGUGUUGAAGAGUCAGGUCUUUGAGCGAGCCAGGACCUUCCUCGCCGUGUGGUGGGGUAUCACCGAUAAGCAGGCUCAGUCCUCGUCGGGAAUCAGCGCCUUGAAAGGCAACACCCCCACGAAUGGUGCCCCAAAUACCGAAGUCUUGCAAGCGCCUCCGCAUUCUGAAAAUGCUCUCAGGCCCUCCUAUAACUCUGGAAGAGCAGGGAAUCAUCUCAAUGCCGACGUCGAUCAAAUCUUUGCAUUGUCCAAAGGUCGUGGCGGUAACGUCAACGUCAAUGUCGAUGAAUUGUUUGCAAAGGCAAAGCAGGAACAGCUGGACCAGCAGGAACAGCAGCAUAAGGAGCAGGAAGAGCAACAGCGGGAGAGGGAACGGGAGAAGCAAGAGGAAGAGAAAGAGCAGCAGCAACUGCGGGAUGACAGAGAUGAUGACGGCACCGCAACCAAGACUAAUACUCCUGGCGAGCCUUCCAAGACUUUAACAGAACAGGAAUGAGUCGACUUGUCUUGGUAUCUCGCAGGUUCGGCGCAGAGACAUCAAUUGAAUGUAUUCAGGGGUCGUACAUUGAUAUAACGCUUUUCAAAAAGAUAGCAUAGGUACACAGCACGACGAUCUAUCCGUUUCGAUGCGCUCCAUAGUAUCGCUUCAAGGUCGAAUGGGAUCUGAUGGAUAUGGG